This is a messenger RNA of Carlito syrichta (Philippine tarsier), 546 nucleotides long. RefSeq names its product glutamate receptor 1-like. The record is from RefSeq and is a predicted model, not a curated record. Lineage: Eukaryota; Metazoa; Chordata; Mammalia; Primates; Tarsiidae. The transcript is spliced from 4 exons. The annotation marks the transcript as partial.
AUGAGUGCUAACACCCUCCAGGAUGCCAAGCAGAGUGACAGCAAAACCACAGAAAGUGGGACAGAAGUCUGUUCCCAGUUCUCCAAAGGAGUCUAUGCCAUCUUUGGGUUUUAUGAACGUAGGACUGUCAACAUGCUGACCUCCUUCUGUGGAGCCCUCCAUGUCUGCUUCAUUACACCGAGCUUUCCCGUUGACACAUCCAAUCAGUUUGUCCUUCAGCUGCGCCCUGAACUGCAGGAUGCCCUCAUCAGCAUCAUUGACCAUUACAAGUGGCAGAAAUUUGUCUACAUUUACGAUGCCGACCGGGGCUUGUCCGUCCUGCAGAAAGUCCUGGACACAGCUGCUGAAAAGAACUGGCAGGUGACAGCAGUCAACAUUUUGACAACCACGGAGGAGGGAUACCGGAUGCUCUUUCAGGACCUGGAGAAGAAAAAGGAGCGGCUGGUGGUGGUUGACUGUGAAUCGGAGCGCCUCAAUGCUAUCCUGGGCCAGAUUAUAAAGCUGGAGAAGAAUGGCAUUGGUUACCACUACAUCCUUGCAAAUCUG